AUGCGGCCACCAUCGGUACAACCAUCUUCGAAGGCGCGUGGCUAUCCUUUCAGUGAUCCCAAUUACGCCCCUCUUCCAUUGAGACCUCCUACUGUUACCACGUUUGGGUCUGAUAAGAGUAGUGGGGCAUAUAGUCAACAGAGCACUGCUCGUAUAAUGUCGCCGAUGCUUACCGAGAAUAUUACACCACAGCACUAUGAUAAAACGAAAGAAGUCGCUUCAUGGCAGCAAAAUGGUGGUGCUUACAAUGCACAUUCAGGAGUGAUAUCGCCCAGUUCGACAGUUCCUUCGUCCAUCGUAUCUCCUCAGAAAUCUACUGACGAUGGAGUUGGUUAUGAAGAGUUUCGAGCUGCGUUAUCAAGUGUUGUCGAUCGAAGUGAUCCACGCGCAGACCUAGCCGAUUUCAAAGUGGUAGGCGAAGGAUCGACGGGUACUGUGUUAGCGGCAUAUAAGUUGUCGUCCAAACAAAUAGUCGCUGUGAAGCGGAUGAAUUUGAGAAAGCAGCAGAGACGAGAGUUACUGUUUAAUGAAGUUUCAAUCAUGAGAGACUAUCAACACGCGAACAUUGUGCGAAUGUAUUCCUCACAUAUUGUUGGCGAUGAGUUAUGGGUGGUCAUGGAGUACAUGGAAGGAGGCUCGUUAACUGACAUCGUCACGCAAACUAGGAUGACCGAGCCACAAAUUGCCACUGUUGCACUGCAAGUGUUGAGAGCGCUCGAGUUUCUUCAUUCACGCCGUGUAAUCCAUAGGGAUAUCAAAAGUGAUUCAAUUCUUCUCAAGGCUGAUGGGACUGUCAAGGUAGAAACUGAAAAAAAACUUGCUCUAUUGUUCUCUUACAUGUUUGAUGUAUCUUCACUAGGACGAAUUUUUUCCUCGCAGGUCUCGGACUUCGGCUUCUGUGGGCAGCUUUCUGAUGAGUUUCCACGCCGCAGGUCCUUGGUAGGGACUCCAUAUUGGACAGCUGCCGAAGUGAUUGCUCGGCAACCAUACGAUACUGGUGCAGAUAUCUGGUCAUUUGGAAUUAUGCUUAUAGAAAUGGUCGAGGGUGAACCACCUCUCUUUAAUGAGCAACCGUUCCAGGCGAUGAAAAUGAUCCGAGACGAGCCUGCGCCAAAGUUUAAUCCAACAGCCAAUGUUUCUCCUGAGUUAGCUCACAUGCUUAGUCGUUGUCUCGUGAAGGAUCCUUCACAGAGGGCCACUGCAAGCGAACUGCUGCGACAUCCGCUGUUGACCAAGGCGCAACAUCCUAGUUGCAUCGCUCAUUUGAUUAAUAAUAAUAAUGUAAAUAGAAAUUAA
Molecule: messenger RNA, 1296 nt
Organism: Ostertagia ostertagi
Lineage: Eukaryota; Metazoa; Nematoda; Chromadorea; Rhabditida; Trichostrongylidae
Source: the annotation of a GenBank genome assembly